AUGUAUUGCUUGUUAGCAUCCGGCUGCGGUCCCGACUCUAGCGGCUUUAUUGAUAUUGAUGACGACGGUCAGAAUGACGACAUCAGGCCGUUCAUUUUGAACCGACUUCUCGCGCUGAAAAUCAGCAGAGUAUCUUGUUGCUUGUGCAACACGUGGAUGACGGUUUUUGACCGGUGUCCUUUGAUCGACGGCACGUUUUUCCUGUCGCCUCGACAGCAUUCGAAACAGUGUAUAGAGGUGAAAUAUGAAAACAGAGCAGAAUACCUCAACAGCGUGUGUAUGGGAUGCCUGGAAGGUUGGGGUUCGCCGCUGAAGUGUCGAGGUUGCAACAAACCUUGGGAUGGGUCUGACUUGGUUCUGGGUUCGAUGUACGCCUUCGACAUCUUUGCCACAGUUCCCUGUUGUGCCGAACGUCUCAAGAAGUAG
Messenger RNA from Notodromas monacha, 426 nucleotides. The record is from the annotation of a GenBank genome assembly. Lineage: Eukaryota; Metazoa; Arthropoda; Ostracoda; Podocopida; Cyprididae.